Xenia sp. Carnegie-2017 is the source of this 1441-nucleotide messenger RNA. Its product is annotated as keratin-associated protein 4-7-like. NCBI's taxonomy places the organism in Eukaryota, Metazoa, Cnidaria, Anthozoa, Malacalcyonacea, Xeniidae. The record is from RefSeq and is a predicted model, not a curated record. The coding region runs from base 128 to 1108 and encodes 326 amino acids. The transcript has 3 exons.
AAGUGGUCUCUUGUUUCAUUGUAAGGGAUUAAAGACUAUCGAUGAAAAUCUGCUCGUUGAACAAGACACUGUUAGUCUUCACUUCUUAAGAAUUACUCAAAUUGUUUGGCUGUCAAUUGGUUGGGACAUGUCAAAAUUCUCGUUAACAGAAAUCGUGCUUAUGGCGUUCUUUACUGUAUGGUGUUUAAAGCCUUCGCUAGAGGCACGCAUGUGUAAAAACGCUUACAACGACCCAAACUGUCAAAGACAACAUAAAAUAUGCUGUAAUGGCGUUUGUAAUGCCACUUGCAUCGGGAAACGCUGCCGUUGGGACAUUCAGUGUAGUUCCCGUAAAGAUGGCCACAAAUGUUGUAACGGCAUUUGCAGAGCAAGCUGUGAAGGACAUCCUUGCCAAUCAAACCAGAACUGCAAGGGCAAGUCGUUGAAAUGUUGCAGUAAGGUAUGCCGAAAAGAUUCUUGUCUUGGUUACAGUUGUAACAAGUAUCGACCGUCAUAUCGAACGUGUCGCAGACACUUUGGUCAGCGGAUGUCCUGCUGUAGUGGACGAUGCGAGCUCUCUUGUCUCGACAAACCAUGUGUACAGAAUGAGGACUGUGGGGGAUGGGGAAGGAGGAAAAUGAGCUGCUGCGAUGGCGUUUGUAAGAAAAGUUGCCUCGGAUCCCGAUGCGACAGACAAUAUGAUUGCAACUCUAAUCGACUCGAUUGCUGUGGCGUGUUUGGAAGCAAAACUUGCCAGAAAUCUUGCCUUGGUCAGCAAUGUUCUUUGGAUGAAGUAAACGAAUGUGGAAGACGAAGGUCGGGAAGGCUCUUCUGCUGUGGAGAUGGUACAUGUCGAAGAACAUGUCUAGGAUCCAUUUGUUUCUCUGAAACAUAUAGAGAUGACUGUAAAUCUACCGGCAAACUUCUCUAUUGCUGUGGCAUGGGUCAGAAAAGAUGUCGUCUCAGUUGCAGUAGUCUGCCGUGCAAGAAAAACGAAGAUUGCGGAACGUUGAUGUACUACUGCGGCAGCAGGGAUCAGCGAAAUAUUUCCGCUUGUCGUAUAACUCAAGUUUCAGACUUGAAAAUAUUUCAUGACGUCAACUUGCAAAAUUUAUAUCUUGACGACUGAAAAUUUCACCACUGAUUAUUUUGUCAUGCUUAUAGUGCGUUAAGAAGUAUUGUAUUUGAUUUUUAUCGUAAUGGCUUUAAAUUUCAUGUGGAAAAGCCGAUGGUAUGACAUUAGUUUCAUCUAACUCAGAUUACUUGAGUAAGAUUAGCUGUAAGUUAUCCUGCAAGUACUGUUUUCAUUUAACUGUUUACUGGCCAGUUAUCUUAAUCGUGAAGUAGGUAACGCCCCUUGGAAAUGCUCUGUGACCUAAGUUCAUUAACAAGUAACCAAUUAGCUAUAUAGAAUACCCUUGUACUGAGGAAAAAUCUAUAAUAAAGACUGUAAUAAAUCGUA